Molecule: messenger RNA, 1143 nt
Organism: Rotaria sp. Silwood1
Lineage: Eukaryota; Metazoa; Rotifera; Eurotatoria; Philodinida; Philodinidae
Source: the annotation of a GenBank genome assembly
AUGGAAACUACCUUGAAUUUCAGCACAUAUGGCAAUGUUUCAAAUAAUUGCUUAACCUUUGAUUGGAGUCAAAUUUCGAAUUUGACUGCAACUUAUACCACUUACAUUGAUUCUAAUACAAAUCAAACAUAUUUUGCACAGAUCGGUGCAUUAACUGUUUUGGGCAAUAUCGAUAAUUAUAGAUUGAAUUAUGAAUGUCCACCAGUUGGAUACAAUGGUGUUGGUCCCGGUUGUCAAACUCAACCAAAUACUCAACUGGUUGUAUUACAUGUUAAUGCUUUAGAUCGUAAACUAUAUGCCAUAGAUAUUAUUCUGUCUGGUACUCCUUUUCCUGAACCAGGAACUUUGAAGGAUAAUCAACCACCUUUUGGUAAAGCUCGUCAUCAGUUCACUACAGGAAUACUACUACAAUCUAAUGGUUAUUUUAAAGUCUGCAAAGAUAAGAAUAGUAAUCAAUGUCCAAAUAAGAAUCUUGAUGCUCACAAAUUACCUAAUCCAUUACCAAGUAAUUAUGGAUAUGGUAUCUUUGGUAUUCAAGCAUUCGACCUUGUUACUAAUUCGACAUGGAUAAUGGAUGAUUCGAAUCAAUUACUUAUUGUUACAGCAGGUACUAAUUAUUAUUAUUUCAAUGCAACUGGAUUCUUCUUCUAUGAUUCGACUGAAAAAACAUGUACAUGGUCAAACUCUUGUAAUUAUGUGUGCGAAGUGUAUAAUUACAAUUCUCGAUUCUUAGAUUUUGGUGGUGAAUGGAUAAUCACAAAGAAAUGGGGCAUUCAAAACAUGCAGCCACGAACCGUAGAAACUUGGAUUGGACAUGCUAUUGAUGCUGCUGGCAUCUUUCCCAUUAUCAUGUAUACUGAUAAGAAAACUGGUCAUUACUUAGGAUUAGACAAACUUGAUCCAGAGCCAAUGCAGAAAAUGGGCGCCACAUAUUGGUAUACUGAUCAUGGUGACACAAUGGCAAGAACUAGCAUUGAAUCCUUUCAUCCGACUGUUGUAGAAGCUGAAUGUAUUAAAGCUAUAACUGAAUGGAUGGGUGAUAAGACGAACGCUGGUAUUGGUUUACGAUUUGACUAUGUCCGAAUCAUGGUCGCCAUUAUUGCUUUUAAAUAUCUUUCAAAUAUGGCUGAAAUGCUUUUAUAA